CCUCGACCAACGUACUUAAACGGGUAUCUAGUAUCAAAAGUGUUGCUAAAACCGUACAUGUGGCUUGGACAUCCUAUCAUCCCGAACUUCUAUGGAGGCGAUAGCGGCGAAGUAGUGCUGUUUGAUUAUUAUGACAAUCCCGACUGCUACUAUUUUUCAACCGAUGAAGACCGUUGCUUCGAGCGUCCGUUUGAAGUGUGGUCUGGUGAACUUGUCCAGAAUCGUGAAGCCAUAGGAGGUUCUAGCAUUGAACUGGGACAGCAGCUGGUGGUAAAACUAGGAGUCAAACCAGAAAAAACAGCUAGUCCAAAAAAAGUAGCAGUAAAGUCGCCACAUCAGAAGAAAGCAAAAGCUAGGAUGAAGUCGAAGAGGACGUCGGAUGAUGGAGCUGCCAGAAACAUGCUACCUCAGUUGCUAGAUUUUGCUACUACUACUAGCGGCGUCGAGGUUGCUCAGCCAAAAGCCGUUGCUCAGUGGAGUCCACGGAAAACCACAACUGAUGCGAAUCCUAAGCAGAAAGCGGG
This is a messenger RNA of Amoebophrya sp. A25, 524 nucleotides long. The record is from the annotation of a GenBank genome assembly. NCBI's taxonomy places the organism in Eukaryota, Dinophyceae, Syndiniales, Amoebophryaceae.